Molecule: messenger RNA, 297 nt
Organism: Medioppia subpectinata
Lineage: Eukaryota; Metazoa; Arthropoda; Arachnida; Sarcoptiformes; Oppiidae
Source: the annotation of a GenBank genome assembly
GAGUAUUGCAAGAGUGAAAAGAGGACCUGUUUUGGCGAUCUGUUCACUUGCGAUAACGGGAACUGCAUUCCCAGGAUUUACAUCUGCGACGGCGAUAACGACUGUCUCGACAAUUCCGACGAAGACGUGAGACACCAGUGCGACACUCGUCAGUGCGAUCCCGACAGAGAGUUCACGUGUUCGGCCAACAAGAACUGGGGUCGCGCGCAGUAUCACGAUAACGACUGCGGCGACGGAUCCGAUGAGCACCGGAACUGUACGUUCAGGACGUGUUCGCCCGAAGAGUUUUCGUGUCGU